AGCGUAUACGUUGAGCAAACAAAGGACUUUAUGCAUGCAGCUAAGGCAGCAAAUGGAGUGGCGUUUUAAGCUAAUGACAUGAUGAAGCAUAAAUUCUACUUGAAGCAGUUCUCGCGUGCAAUUCACCCAGAUUUAUAGCAAGUGAAAGGUUUAAGUUAUUUGUAUAGGAAUGUUAUAUCUAUUGCUGAUCCUGUUUGCCUCGGGAGUUGGCGCUGCUGGAGAAAACAGUAGCGUUAUAAAGCAAAACAAGGCAUGUGCAACAGGAUGUACUAGUCGCGGCAACUGCAACGGAGAGACCGGAAAAUGUGAAUGCCCUUGGGGCUACACAGGCGAUGCUUGCGAAGUGGACCGGAUGGCAGCAUGUCGUCAAACGUCCGACGACCCUGGCUCCUGCGGCAUCCUCUGGCCCAAGCACUGCGAGUGCUACUCGGAAUGCUCACGUCUCUAUUGCCACAUGCGCAGCGACUCCCGUAACAGCGGCAGCGACCACUGCGCACACGAGCUGGGGGCGGACAUGCCGAAUGCGCGGUGCUGGCUGCCGAACGCAGAGUACGGCGGUAAAGGCGGUACGGCGACUGCAGCUGCGGCGGGGACGGGAGCGUCAUUGCAAAGGAACUCAUUCCUGCCGGACAAUUGGAAUGUCAGCACGACGUGGUUUCGGAGCUUCCCGCAACAGGCGGGUCAGACGUACGACAAGUCCCUGGAGGCCCCCACCGACCUGUGGGGCCUCUCCAACUGGAGCGGCAACCACACGGUGCACCCGCUCUCCGCCUGCCCCAACAACUGCUCCAACGGCCGGGGCGUGUGCUUCAAGUGGAACUGGCAGCGCAGGCCGGAGUGCAUGUGCCACAAGGGCUACAACGGAACCGACUGCUCGCAGGUGGACAACAGCGAGGCCUGCUGGUUCAGCCCCGACUGCGGCGGGCGGGGCACCUGCCGCAGCGGCUUCUGCCACUGCCAGCCGGGCUACUUCGGGGUGGGCUGCCACCGCUCGCAGGCCUUCCAGCCCGCCACACCGGGGGCCAUACCGGAUGUGAGGAUUGUGAGCCGGCUGAAGAUCUACAUGUACGACCUGCCCUGGCACGUGGCUUUCCCGUACGAGUACAAUGACGGCCACUUUAGUCGUGACCCCAUGUACUCGGCGUACGAGUCUUUUAUGAAGUACUUCCUGCAAGACAACGUCGUCCGUACAGAGAACCCCUACGAGGCCAACCUCUUCUACGUGCCCAUGCUGCUCUACUUCUACGUCGGCAACGUGCGCGACCCGGUGCCUCAGGCCGCCUGGGCGCUGCGCUACGUGCGCGAGAACUGGCCCUUCUACAACCGCACAGGCGGUCGUGACCACUUCUUCUUCCUGACUGGCGAUCGAGGCACCUGCCACGUGCCUCGCUGGAUGCAGGACGGCGGCAUCAAGCUGGUGCACUUUGGCAUGCAGCACAGCGGCCUGAACUGGGGAGGAGUACACAACAAGGAGUAUGCAUGCGUGCAAGUGAAACGCGACCUGGUGAUUCCGCCCCUCAAUAUGUUCAAUGAGCUGCUGCCAGCACACACGCGGGGGUACUACGAGAGGGUGGUAGCUGACGGCGGCCGUGACGCCAACCGCACGCUGCUGUUCUUCUUUGCUGGGGGAGUGGGGGACGGCGAGUACAGCGGGGGCACGAGGAAGGCCAUCAAGCAGCUGCUGGACAGCUUGAAGCCGCCCCCGCCUGACGUGUUGUUCAUGGAGGGGCGCACCAACAGCUACCGCGAGCUCCUGCUCAACUCCACGUUCUGCAUCUCACCGUACGGCUUCGGUUGGGGUCUGCGUGUCGUGCAAGCCAUAGAGUUUGGCUGCAUUCCAGUCCUCAUCCAAGAUCACGUCUUCCAACCGUUCGAAGAUUUCAUGCCGUACGAGGAGUUUGCCGUACGAAUGCCGUUGAGUGCCGUACCUCGCAUGGUGGAGGUACUUCGGAGCUACAGCGAGGAGCAGCUGGCGGCGCUAAGGCUAGGGAUGGCCAAGUACUACAAGGCCUUCAUUUGGAACCGCGAGUACGGAGGCCAAGCGUACGAAUGGACGUUGGUUGGCUUGGAGCGGCGGUUAACCAACCUGCAGGCGGAUUUCUUCCACCACCACCACCACAGGCACCACCAUCGCCAUAGGCGGAGAUUAGACUAGCUAAUCGUCACUAAUGUCGCUGAACGUGUUCCCGGAGGCUGUGAGGUUCUAUCGACCCGUGACUAGAAAAGCAGUGCCGGAGGGGUGGCACACUUCUAGCCUCGUAUUGUAGCUAGGGUAGAGGAUAGCUGCGUGGUAUUAGCUCACCUGACCCAUGGGUCUACUGGAUUAGGCUGGCGAGACUUCAACCUGUAUUGGGUUUUCCUUACUAAGAUAUUGGCUGCGGUGCUGCUAGCUAUUUGCACUGGAUAUUCAUGGCCCCUUUGAGCUGUGAGAGAAGUGAGUGGGACGGAGGGACAUGGGAGAGACGGAAUCUGGUACGGUGGUUGGGGAGGAGGUGUUCAGGUUAGCCUAAUCGUCAUUAAUGCUUCUUCAUUUGCUGUACGCUUUGUACUCCAUUUAGCUCCGAUGUCUCGCUUACCUAAUGUUUAAGGCGGGUUCGACACACGCAUGCCAGGUAGCCGAGAGGGGGCACCGUCCCGUGGGACAUGGCGGAAAGCUCCUUGCCCCAGCAAAGCCUCUGCCAUUCCAUCGUUAUGCCGUACACCUUGUGGGGUUAUGUUCGCGGGUGUAAGGCAGCAUGUUUUCGGCUUCUUUACAUGUCAUUUAGCAUCUUCAGGCUUUCCUGCCGCUCUCCUGUAAUCUAUCCACAACCAGA
Messenger RNA from Astrephomene gubernaculifera, 2813 nucleotides. The record is from the annotation of a GenBank genome assembly. Lineage: Eukaryota; Viridiplantae; Chlorophyta; Chlorophyceae; Chlamydomonadales; Astrephomenaceae.